This is a messenger RNA of Pocillopora meandrina, 2931 nucleotides long. NCBI's taxonomy places the organism in Eukaryota, Metazoa, Cnidaria, Anthozoa, Scleractinia, Pocilloporidae. The record is from the annotation of a GenBank genome assembly.
AUGGUAUGUAUUGUUUGUAUACCUUACCGUGUUCAACCUCACGGCACAGGCGAUGGACCGUUUUGGGGCCAUUGUGCACGGCUUACAUUACUAUGCGUGGAAAACAAAGAAAAAAAAGCCAAGGUAGCGGUACUUUUUGUAUGGCUUCUCGCGGCCUUAUACACAUAUGGUAUGUUUACACUUGGAUUGGAUAUUGAUUUAGGCGACGCUCCAGUGCUGGUAUACAGGAUGACCUACUUGAAAAUUUUCGGGAGACACUUCAUCAUCCCUGGAAUUUUGGUUCCAUUCUUUUUAAUGCUAAUAUUAGGAGUGGCCAUUUGUGUUAAGGUGCGUAAUCAUAGAAAGCGUUUUUCGACUUUCUUCUCCGUAAAAAUUCGAUUCGGAAACGACGUAAAGACCGCGAGGACAAUUGGUGUAACAGUGUUGGCGUAUUUCUGUAUGAAUGUGAUACCAAUGUUAUUACACAACCUAAUGAGACGCCGCGGUAGCUGGACUCACUUCCUCGCGUUCUUUCUCAUGAAACUGAACAGCAUGGUGAAUCCUAUCAUUUAUGCUUUGAAGACUCCAAGGUAAGUUCAGUCUGUGAGGCAUGGGGUUAAAAGUUGGCUUUAGGAAUUUUAGGAAGACAUGUAAUUCUUAUCCUUACAGAGACUUAUGCAAGGUUAAAUCUUUUCGUCAAACUGUGUACCAGCAUUGACGAAUCCUUUUCUAAACUGUCCUUUUUUUUUCUAAAUUUAUGGCUGCACUAGGUGUUCUAAAUAAAAGUCGCACUUUUCAACGGCCUGGUUUUGAAUACAAGAAAACUAGGUCCGAAAGGCCACUCAACGAAAAGGCAACUUUAUUUAAUUAUCGAGUUGCUUUUUACGGUAAUUCAAACCCAAAAUAUUGGCCUUCUUUAGUUUAUUAUCGUUUAUGGAAGAAUAUCCGGGAGACUAUAGGAAAGUCUUAGAAUUUUGAAACCUCGUAACUGGUCUUUUCUUGUGAAUAACAACUCAGAAAUGCCAACACAUUGCUGUGUUCCUCUGUGUACGAAGAAGGAAUGUCGAGUCGAAGUAACUGAUGCCAAUAUUUCUUACUUCCGAUUUCCAACCGAAGAAAACCUGAGAAAACAGUGUAUUCACCCGAUAAGAAGGGGUUUGGGGAAGAAUUUCUCUAUAUUAAAUUCAACCAAGAUUUUCUCAAGGCAUUUUAUGGAUUUCAAGACCACUCUAACGCAUGUGGCGUCUUUAAAAGCGGGAGAAGUGCCUUCAAUUUCUGCGUGGAAACGAAUUUCUCCACGAAAAAGACCUCCACCUACUCCUCGUUUGACAAAUAGGAUAGAAAUUUUGAUUUAGAAGCUACAGGAAGAAAGUCUGGAAAGUGUACGAACUUUUAUCGUAAAUAUGUAAAUAUUGUUUCAAUUGGACAUAAACAUCUUUUCGAGUGAACUGCACUUUGUGUCUCAAGCGAGGGAUGAUCUAAUCUGUUUCAUAAUUUAUAUGCAUGCACAGAGAUGUUGAUGAGAUUGGUGAUGCUAAUUUCUGUUAUCUUAGGCCAUCUUGUUUUAGUCACUAUCACUGUCCAUUGCCAUGUAAUUAUAGGAUCUUGCAUAUUACACAACAUGGCACACACACACACACCACACUUGAUUUACAAUGCCAGACUGGCAUAGUAAAAGGAAUUACUCCUUCAAAAAUUGAAAAGUUCUUUACCUUUAGGGGAUACCCAGGGGAAGUAUGUCUUCAAUGGUGAAACUCUUGUUAGCUAUUAUAGAUUCCCCUGUAGAAAAACGGAGGUUUAGAAAACCACUGCGCCCAACCAUUUCCUGUCUGAUAUGCUGCCUAUGUAAAACUGUCCAAUAAAUGUGAAGGACCCCUUAGGUGAAAUUCCUUCCUUGUCCCUUCAAACGUGUUUGAUGCUUACAAGAACUAAACAGUUCACUUUUUAAAAGAAGACUACUUGGCAUAUUUUGCCAAGUUUUAAUAAAAUGAAUUUGAUCCAUGUGAUAAAAAUUCGACUGACGGUCGACUGAGAAAUAUGAAAUAAGUUGGCUAAAUGUUGUUCAGCAAAACCUUGUCUGAGUCUACAGAUUGUGAGAAAAACUCAUCUAAUGGUUGUAAAAAUCUUUGCCUUCCCUGUUUCCUUAAUUACUCACUAUCACUAUUAGACCUGACAGUCUCUUUACCAGGUAACCAAUAAUUGAUAUUUUCUCUAUUAGAACAAGGGUCCAGGAUUUCAAAUAAAGCCAUCAUCGUUUGGAAGUUUGGAAAAGCAGUGUAAAAUAUUAGAAGUGAAGAGUUUGUUUUGAUAUUUUCAAGUGAAAACAAUAGAGUUUUCAUUUUUCUUCCUGCAACGAAACCUCUUCCUCCAAUUUCUUGUUUUUGGUUAACAAUUCAGCAAUCUGGUCUUCUAGUUCAUAAAUUUUGGUAUCUUUUACGGAUUGACGCUCGGUGAAAUAAGAGUCCGGUUCUGUCACCAAAGGUUUUAAAUCAAUUGCUGUUGUUGUCGAUGAAGAUGAAGAUAUCGCACUUGGAAUUACGAUAGAAGUUUCUACAGUUUCCAGACUUUCUUCCUGUAGCUUCUCAAUCAAAAUGUCUUUCCUAUUUGUCAAGCGAGGAGUAGGCGGAGGUCGUUUUCUUGGAGAACUUCGUUUCCACGCAGAAUUUGAAGGCCCUACUCCUGGUUUAAAGAGUGGUCUUGAAAUCUUCAGUCUUAAAAAGCUUUAAGCAAACCUUGAUUGAAUCUGAUAAAGAGAAAUUCUUCCCCUUGUUCCUGCUUUUUUCGUGUAGUAUAUCCUUCAACUUCUAAACUGAUAACGUACAGUAGUAGGGGCUUAUAAUCCAACGAUGGAAACAGUUUGUUCACUUAUAUGUCAACAGGUUCCGCAGAGCUCUGGCACUCUUACUGAAAGAACCACAUGGCCAAUCAGAACCCAAUAUGAACUCAAUAUGA